Molecule: messenger RNA, 5853 nt
Organism: Myripristis murdjan (pinecone soldierfish)
Lineage: Eukaryota; Metazoa; Chordata; Actinopteri; Holocentriformes; Holocentridae
Product: myosin heavy chain, fast skeletal muscle-like
Exons: 38
Coding region: 1-5853 (1950 amino acids)
Cellular component (GO): cytoplasm; myosin II complex; myosin filament
Molecular function (GO): actin filament binding; microfilament motor activity; ATP binding
Source: RefSeq, a predicted model, not a curated record
AUGAGCUCUGAUGCGGAGAUGGCCCAGUACGGGCCGGCAGCCAUCUAUCUCCGCAAACCCGAAAAGGAGAGGAUUGAGGCUCAGAACCGGCCAUUCGACGCCAAGUCAGCCUGCUUUGUGCCGGACGCCAAGGACCUUUACAUCAAAGGUGUAAUCCAGAAGAAAGAAGGUGGCCAAGUCACCGUGAAGACUGAAGCUGGGGAGACUGUAACAGUGAAGGAGGAGGACUGCCAUCCAAUGAACCCCCCAAAGUACGACAAGAUCGAGGACAUGGCCAUGAUGACCCACCUCAAUGAGCCCUCCGUGCUGUUUAACCUCAAAGACCGUUACGCCGCAUGGAUGAUUUAUACCUACUCUGGCCUCUUCUGUGCCACUGUGAACCCCUACAAGUGGCUCCCGGUGUACGACGCACAGGUGGUGUCGGCCUACCGAGGCAAAAAGCGCAUGGAGGCGCCGCCCCAUAUUUUCUCCGUGUCUGACAACGCAUAUCAAAAUAUGCUUACAGAUCGUGAGAACCAGUCCGUCCUGAUUACUGGAGAAUCUGGUGCAGGGAAGACUGUCAACACCAAGCGUGUCAUUCAGUACUUUGCGACAAUCGCAGUGUCAGGUGGCAGCGAUAAGAAAGAGCAAACAUCUGGCAAAAUACAGGGGACGCUGGAGGAUCAAAUCAUUUCAGCUAACCCUUUGCUCGAGGCUUUCGGGAAUGCCAAGACAGUGAGGAACGACAACUCCUCGCGCUUUGGUAAAUUCAUCAGAAUUCACUUUGGAACAACAGGAAAAUUGGCCUCCGCUGAUAUUGAAACAUAUUUGCUGGAGAAGUCAAGAGUGACCUUCCAGCUUUCUGAUGAGAGGAGCUACCACAUCUUCUACCAGAUCAUGACUGGACACAAACCAGAGCUCAUAGAAAUGCUUCUCAUAAGUACAAACCCGUAUGACUUCCCCAUGAUAAGUCAAGGUCAGAUCACUGUGGCCAGCAUUGACGACAAAGAGGAGCUGGUGGCUACUGAUACUGCUAUUGACAUCCUGGGCUUCAGCAGCGAUGAGAAAGUGUCCAUCUACAAGCUGACCGGCGCUGUGAUGCAUUAUGGGAACAUGAAAUUCAAGCAGAAGCAGCGGGAGGAGCAGGCAGAGCCCGACGGCACAGAGGUGGCAGACAAAGUCGCUUUCCUCAUGGGCUUGAACUCCGCCGACUUGGUGAAAGGCCUUUGCUACCCCAGAGUGAAAGUGGGAAAUGAAUAUGUUACCAAAGGCCAGACAGUGCCCCAGGUCACCAAUGCAGUUGGUGCCUUGGCCAAGUCUGUCUAUGAGAAAAUGUUUUUAUGGAUGGUGAUCAGAAUCAACGAGAUGCUGGACACCAAGCAACCCAGGCAAUUCUUCAUUGGAGUGCUGGACAUCGCUGGAUUUGAGAUCUUUGAUUUCAACAGCAUGGAGCAACUCUGCAUCAACUUCACCAAUGAGAAACUGCAACAGUUUUUCAACCACCACAUGUUUGUGCUGGAGCAAGAAGAAUACAAGAAGGAAGGGAUCGAUUGGGAGUUCAUUGACUUUGGCAUGGACCUGGCGGCCUGCAUUGAGCUCAUUGAGAAGCCGAUGGGCAUCUUCUCCAUCCUUGAAGAGGAGUGCAUGUUCCCCAAGGCUUCAGACACCUCCUUCAAGAACAAACUCUACGACCAGCAUCUUGGAAAAAAUAAUGCCUUCCAAAAGCCCAAGCCAGUCAAAGGCAAGCCCGAGGCUCACUUCACCUUGGUGCACUACGCCGGCAUGGUGGACUACAACAUCAGCGGCUGGCUGGACAAGAACAAGGACCCGCUGAACGAGUCUGUCGUGCAGCUUUACCAGAAAUCAUCCAUUAAACUGCUGUCUUACUUGUAUGCCUCGUUUUCGGGUGCUGAAGCAGAAUCGGCUGGUGAUGCCGGCGGUGGCGGCAAAGGUGGAAAGAAAGGAGGGAAGAAGAAGGGUGGCUCCUUCCAGACUGUGUCAGCAGUUUUCAGGGAAAACCUGGGAAAACUAAUGACCAACUUGAGGAGCACCCAUCCUCACUUCGUCCGUUGCUUGAUUCCAAACGAAGUGAAAACCCCAGGUAUCAUGGACAACCACCUGGUCAUCCAUCAGUUGCGCUGUAACGGUGUGCUGGAGGGUAUCAGGAUCUGCAGGAAGGGAUUCCCCAGCAGGAUCCUGUACGCUGACUUCAAGCAGAGAUAUAGAAUACUAAAUGCCAGUGCUAUCCCAGAAGGACAGUUCAUUGAUGGCAAGAAAGCCUCUGAGAAGCUUCUUGGUUCAAUUGACAUUGACCACACACAAUACCGUUUUGGGACUACUAAGGUCUUUUUUAAAGCUGGUCUGCUCGGCACUCUAGAGGAGCUUCGAGAUGAAAAACUAGCCUCUCUGGUCACCCAGACUCAAGCCAUGUGUCGUGGUUUCCUCAUGAGACAAGAGUUCUCAAAACUCAUUGCACAAAAAGAUUGCAUCUGGAUCCUGCAAUACAACUUGCGCUCAUUCAUGAAUGUGAAACACUGGCCUUGGAUGAAGCUGUUCUUCAAAAUAAAGCCACUUCUGAAGAGUGCAGAGACCGAAAAGGAGAUGGCAACCAUGAAGGAAGACUUCAUCAAAUGUAAGGAGGAUCUGGCAAAGGCAGAGGCCAAGCGAAAAGACCUUGAAGAGAAAAUGGUUUCUUUGUUGCAGGAGAAAAACAAUCUCCUCUUGCAAAUACAAGCUGACUCAGAAAAUCUUUGCGAUGCAGAGGAGAGAUGUGAGGGUUUGAUCAAAAGCAAAAUCCAGCUUGAGGCCAAACUCAAAGAGGUGACCGAAAGACUGGAUGAUGAGGAGGAAAUCAACUCUGAAUUGACCGCCAAGAAGCGGAAACUGGAAGACGAGUGCUCUGAGCUUAAAAAAGACAUUGAUGACCUGGAGAUUACUUUGGCCAAAGUCGAAAAGGAGAAACAUGCCACGGAAAACAAGGUUAAAAAUCUCACAGAGGAAAUGAGUGCUCAAGAUGAAAGCAUCGCCAAACUGACCAAGGAGAAGAAAGCCCUCCAAGAGGCGCACCAGCAGACCCUGGAUGAUCUCCAAGCAGAGGAGGACAAAGUCAAUUCUCUGUCAAAAGCAAAAUCUAAGCUUGAACAACAAGUGGAUGAUCUUGAGGGCUCACUGGAGCAAGAAAAGAAGAUCCGUAUGGACCUUGAAAGAGCCAAGAGGAAGCUGGAGGGCGAUCUGAAAAUCGUGCACGAAUCUGUAAUGGAUCUAGAAAACGACAAGCAACAAUCCGAGGAAAAAAUAAAAAAAAAAGAAUUUGAAAACAAUCAGCUGCUCAGCAAAAUUGCAGAUGAACAAGCGAUGAACAACCAGCUUCAAAAGAAGAUGAAGGAGCUACAUGCCCGUAUUGAGGAACUUGAAGAGGAAGUGGAGGCUGAACGAGCCGUCCGGGCCAAGAUAGAGAAGCAGAGAUCUGAUCUCUCCAGGGAGCUGGAGGAGAUCAGUGAGAGGCUGGAGGAGGCCGGAGGAGCCACCGCCGCUCAGAUUGAGAUGAACAAGAAGCGUGAAGCCGAGUUCCUCAAACUGCGCCGUGACCUGGAGGAAUCCACCCUGCACCACGAGGCCACGACCGCCGCGCUGCGCAAAAAGCAGGCGGACAGCAUGGCUGAGCUGGGAGAACAGAUCGACAACCUCCAAAGAGUCAAGCAGAAGCUGGAAAAGGAGAAGAGUGAAUUCAAAAUGGAAAUUGACGACUUGACCGGCAACAUGGAGACAGUAGCAAAAACUAAGGUCAGCCUGGAGAAGAUGUGCCGCUCACUCGAAGAUCAGGUUGUAGAGCUGAAGACCAAGAACGAGGAAAGCACACGCCAAAUUACUGAUCUCAACAAUCAGAGGGCUCGUCUCCAAACUGAGAAUGCUGAAUUUGCCCGACAAAUGGAGGAGAGGGAAAGUCUCAUUUCCCAGCUGACGAGAGGAAAGCAGAGUUUCACAACACAAAUCGAUGAACUGAAAAGACAAAUUGAGGAGGAAAGCAAGGCCAAGAACGCUCUGGCUCACAGUCUGCAGUCGGCUCGUCAUGACUGUGACCUCCUUCGUGAGCAGUUUGAAGAGGAGCAGGAGGCCAAGGCCGAGCUCCAGCGCAGCCUGUCCAAAGCCAAUACCGAGGUGGCUCUGUGGAGGAACAAAUACGAGACCGACGCCAUCCAGCGCACCGACGAGCUGGAGGAGGCAAAAAAAAAGCUUGCUCAACGUCUCCAAGAGGCUGAGGAACAAAUCGAAGCUGUGAAUGCAAAAUGUGCCUCACUGGAGAAAACUAAACAGCGACUUCACAGUGAGAUGGAGGAUCUCAUGGUCGACGUGGAGAGAUCCAACAGCCUGGCUGCUAACCUUGAUAAGAAGCAGAGGAACUUUGACAAGAUUGUAGCCGACUGGAAGCAGAAGUAUGAGGAGUCUCAGGCGGAGCUUGAGGGCGCUCAGAAGGAAACUCGGUCUCAAAGCAACGAGCUUUUCAAACUGAAGAACUCAUACGAGGAAGCCCUGGAUCAUCUGGAGACACUGAAAAGGGAGAAUAAAAAUCUGCAACAGGAAAUCUCAGACCUGACAGAGCAUCUUGGGGAGAAUGCAAAGCUCAUCCACGAACUGGAGAAAUUCAAGAAGCAAGUGGAGACAGAGAAGUGUGAUAUGCAAACUGCACUGGAGGAAGCUGAGGCCUCCCUGGAGCACGAGGAGUCCAAGAUUCUGCGCAUGCAGAUGGAGCUGAACCAGGUGAAGGCUGAAGUGGACCGCAGGGUGGUGGAGAAGGAUGAGGAGAUCGACCAGCUGAAGAGGAACAACCAGAGAAUGAUCGAGUCCAUGCAGGCCACUCUGGACGCCGAGGUCCGCAGCAGAAACGACGCCCUGAGAGUGAAGAAAAAGAUGGAGGGAGACCUGAAUGAGAUGGAGAUUCAGCUGAGUCAUGCUAACAGGCAGGCUGCCGAGGCCCAGAAACAGCUGAGGAAUGUCCAGGGGCAGCUCAAGGAUGCCCAAAUCCACCUUGACGAGUCCAUCAGAGGACAGGACGACAUGAAGGAGCAGGUGGCCAUGAUGGAGCGCAGAACCAGCUUGAUGCAGGCUGAGAUCGAGGAGCUUCGGGCGGCGCUGGAGCAGACGGAGCGGGGCCGCAAAAUAGCUGAGCAAGAACUUAUUGAUACCGGCGAGCGAGCAGGGCUUCUCCACUCUCAGAGCACCAGUCUUCUGAACACCAAAAAGAAGCUUGAGUCGGAUGUCAUCCAGCUCCAAGGUGAAAUAGAAGAUGCUGUUCAAGAGGCGAGGAACGCCGAAGAGAAGGCCAAGAAAGCCAUUACUGAUGCCGCCAUGAUGGCCGAAGAGCUGAAGAAGGAGCAGGACACUAGUGCUCACCUGGAGAGGAUGAAGAAGAACCUGGAGGCCACGGUGAAGGAUCUGCAGCAUCGCUUAGAUGAGGCUGAGAACUUGGCCAUGAAGGGUGGAAAGAAGCAGCUUCAGAAACUGGAGACUCGGGUGCGAGAGCUGGAAAAUGAACUUGAGGCUGAGCAAAAGCGCGGCGCGGAUGCUAUCAAAGGAGUCCGUAAAUAUGAGAGGAAGAUCAAAGAACUAACCUAUCAGUCGGAGGAAGACAAGAAAAACAACGCCAGACUCCAGGAUCUGGUGGACAAGCUUCAGAUCAAAGUGAAGGCCUACAAACGACAAGCCGAAGAAGCCGAGGAACAGUCCAACAUGCACAUGGCCCGAUUCAGGAAGGCCCAGCACGAGCUGGAAGAGGCCGAGGAGAGAGCUGACAUCGCCGAAUCCCAGGCCAACAAGAUGCGGGCGAAGAGCCGCGAAAUAGGCACAAAGGUAUCGGGUGAUUCAUGUACACUGUAA